AUGAAGGUAGCCAUCAUCUACUACUCCACUUAUGGUCAUAUCCUCACAUUGGCCAAGGCAGUCAAGGAAGGCCUUGAGUCCUCUGGCAAAGUGUCCAAGGUCGACAUUUUGCAAGUUCCUGAGACUCUUCCAAAGGAGACCUUGAAAAUGCUCCAUGCUCCAGAAAAACCAAACUAUCCCCUUGCAACUCCUGAAAAAAUGACGGAGUACGACGCUUUCCUCUUUGGCUACCCAACUAGAUUUGGCAAUUUGCCCGCCCAAUUGAUUGAUCUCUUGGGUCAAACUGGCGGUCUUUGGACGCUGGGGGGCUUGUUCCGCAAACCUGUUGGUACCUUCGUUUCUACUUCUUCUUCUGGCGGUGGUCAGGAGAUGACUAUGAGAAACUUCUUCUCAUACGUUGCCCACCACGGAAUGGUGUACAUCCCAUUAGGAUACGGCAAAGCUUUCGCAGACAUCACCAACUUGGAAGAGCCACAUGGUGGUACCCCAUAUGGUGCUUCCACUUUUGCUGGUGCUGAUGGUUCCAGACAGCCAUCUGAGUUGGAGUUGAGAAUAGCCAGAGUUCAAGGUGAAACUUUUGCACAGAGCGCAGUCAAGAUCGUAGCUGCUGCUAAAAAAAGUGAAAAACCUGCUGCCACUGAGGCUUCCAAGGUUACCAAAGAGAAGCAAGUCGACUCCAGCGAGCAAAGUUCCAAUUCUAACAAACCUCAAAGUCAGCCACAAAGAGUUCAGAAGAAAGAGGCACCAUCGCCCGCUGAAUCCGAGAAGACUGGAUGUGCCAAGUGUGUAAUUAUGUAA
Molecule: messenger RNA, 798 nt
Organism: Candidozyma auris
Lineage: Eukaryota; Fungi; Ascomycota; Pichiomycetes; Serinales; Metschnikowiaceae
Product: flavodoxin-like fold family protein
Exons: 1
Coding region: 1-798 (265 amino acids)
Molecular function (GO): NAD(P)H dehydrogenase (quinone) activity; FMN binding
Source: RefSeq, a predicted model, not a curated record